AUGCAGCCGCUCGGCUCCUGUACAAACCUGGCAGGCCCUCAGGAAGGCUCCCCAAUCUGCUAUGAGUACGCGACUCCCAGCAAUACAUCGGCCCUCUCUCAGCGCCUAUCGUCUCCACGGAACAAUGUGACCCGCCCCUGUGACACAAUAAACGUCUUCGCUGCCGCGUCGCCACCGGGCCGUCCUAGCAAGGAAUUCGAGUUAUCCCCCCCCGAGGACGAUGAGUCACUUAGUAGGAAGCGCCAACGUGUCUCUUACGGGCGCGCCGUGGAUGACGAGAUAAACGUGGAGUCCUCUGCCCUUAGUCAAGAGAGUCCCAGCGCUUCCUCGCCGUACGAGACUGUUCAGGCCUUUGAAGCGGCACACCGGCGGAGAUCUGGAUCUGGUGCAAGAUCCUUGUCGCGCACCGCAACUCCUAGCUCCGAAGCUGAAAGAACGGUAUCGCGCUACGCCAUGUUUCCCAAGUCAACUACAGACCGAGCUCCCCUGCUUCACUGUCUAUCCGAGAUCGAUAUCCAAGUCGAUGACGCCCGGGACAUGUUUGCGCUGUUCGGCGAGAGGGUGGCGCCUUUUCUACCCUGGCUUUACGAUGCAAACCUGUCUGACCUGCCCAACGAUCCUCUGUUCGCCUUAGCAGGUAUCAAAGUCAUCUCAAGACACUUGCCUGGAGUGAGCAACCUUAGGAGAAAACUGGAUUCCGUCCUGCAGACUCUUGUGCGCAAUGUGCUCUUUGAUGACCUGGGACGUCCUUACAAAGCUGCUCUCGAGACUAUGAAAGGUCUUGCAAUUGUCUACGGCUAUUCCGAGAUCGGAGUCGCCAAUUCACACCUCAAUGCAGACCAGUCAAGAGCCGACGUCCUAUCGGUCAAGGGCGUCAUCGAAGGUUAUGCGCUAUUCCAGACUGCUCGGCUGCCCCAAUACUCUUUCGGCGAACAGAAGCAUUUUUCAAGCAAGAAAUCUGGUUAA
Messenger RNA from Clonostachys rhizophaga, 966 nucleotides. NCBI's taxonomy places the organism in Eukaryota, Fungi, Ascomycota, Sordariomycetes, Hypocreales, Bionectriaceae. The record is from the annotation of a GenBank genome assembly.